CCUUUUCCUAAGAAGUGUGGUACUGAACGGCAGUCACAAAAUGACUUCUGAAUUCUUGGAGACUGCUCAGGCAGUGGCUGAAAUGCCAGAAAUCAAGCUCUUCGGUAAAUGGAGCACGGAUGACGUUCAGAUCAAUGACAUCUCCCUGCAAGAUUACAUUGCCGUGAAGGAGAAGUACGCCAAGUACCUGCCACACUCUGGGGGCCGUUAUGCCGCCAAGCGUUUCCGUAAGGCCCAGUGCCCCAUUGUGGAGCGUCUGACCAACUCCAUGAUGAUGCACGGCCGCAACACCGGCAAGAAGCUGAUGGCCUGUCGCAUCAUCAAGCACUCGUUUGAGAUCAUUCACUUGCUGACUGGGGAGAACCCCCUGCAGGUGCUGGUUAAUGCCAUCAUCAACAGCGGGCCGCGUGAGGACUCGACCCGUAUUGGUCGUGCUGGUACCGUUAGGAGACAGGCUGUUGACGUGUCCCCCCUGCGUCGGGUCAACCAGGCCAUCUGGCUGCUCUGCACUGGAGCAAGAGAAGCUGCCUUCCGGAACAUCAAGACCAUCGCUGAGUGCCUCGCCGAUGAGCUAAUCAACGCAGCCAAGGGUUCAUCUAACUCUUAUGCCAUCAAGAAGAAGGAUGAGUUGGAGAGAGUCGCCAAGUCCAACCGUUAAAUGUUUUCUGGCUUUGUAAACCGGAGAACAUGAUCUAUCUGCUUCUGGAAGGCCUGGCGACGAGGAAUAAAUACCAUUCUUAUAUUCACACAUCAGGAGCGGGUCCUCGGCAGCUGGUGGACAUUCUGUUGCGUUUGUAGCCAUCUUGCAUUCCUUGUUCUACUAUACACUUGAUCAUGUGACUUUCAUUGUGUAUUGUAGCGGGAUGGAAAUGAGAAAAAAAUAAAAUAAAACAUCCUGCCUAUC
Messenger RNA from Esox lucius (northern pike), 904 nucleotides. RefSeq names its product 40S ribosomal protein S5 (gene rs5). Gene Ontology annotation, molecular function: structural constituent of ribosome; mRNA binding; rRNA binding. Gene Ontology annotation, cellular component: cytosolic small ribosomal subunit; ribosome. Gene Ontology annotation, biological process: translation; ribosomal small subunit assembly. Lineage: Eukaryota; Metazoa; Chordata; Actinopteri; Esociformes; Esocidae. The record is from RefSeq and is marked provisional.